This is a messenger RNA of Closterium sp. Naga37s-1, 1731 nucleotides long. The record is from the annotation of a GenBank genome assembly. Lineage: Eukaryota; Viridiplantae; Streptophyta; Zygnematophyceae; Desmidiales; Closteriaceae.
AUGGGCCGCCCGGGAGGCCGUUUCGCGCCACGUGGUCCGCCACGUGGUGGUCCGUCGCUGCCCUUCUCCUUGCAGCAGCAGCUUCAAGAGCCCGACGAUGACGAUGAUGACGUGGCGCUUUCUGACGACGAGGGCAGGGUUUCGGGUUUACCGCGCAAGAAGGGUUUAUCGCGGAAAGAGCAGCGGCGGCAGCAGCGGCAGGAGAAGCAGCAGAAGCGACAGGAAUGGGCGCAGCAGCGCGUGGGGGGACGGAAGGCGGGGAGCGCAGGGGCAAACGCGGGGGGCGCGGAAGCAGGCACGGGGGGCGGGAAGGGAGCAGGUGGAGCAACGGGAGGGGGUCAGGCGCAGGCGAAGGGGGAGGGCCAUGGCGGGGGGAAGGUUCAAGCGGGGGAGGCAGGUGCCCGGGGGAGAGAUGAUCAGGGGAAGGGGGCGGGGGGAAAGCAGGGUUUAACGAAAGAGGUUGGUCGGAUGGGACAAAGCGGCACUGUAGCAGCGGGAAAGAGCGGAACUGCUGCUGUUGGCGGAAAGAGGAAAGCGGCGGAGGUGGCAAGUGGCGGGGGGAAAGAGAUGGUGGGGGGUGCUGUGGGGAAGGGCACGGGGACAGGAGCGCGAGAGGCGGCGAGGGGUGGAAAGAAAGAGAAGGUGCAAGCAGGGACGAAAGAAGAUAAGAGAGAAGGGAAGAAAGUAGGAAAGAAGGAGGGGAAGAGAGAGGGGAAGAGUGGGGAGGAGAGGGAGGGGAAGAGGAGGAGGAUGACCAACUUUGAGAGGUUGUUAGAGAUGGAAGAGAAUGGAGGGAUGACUGUGAGAGAGGAGGAGGAGGAGGAGGAGAGGGUGCUCGCGAAGAAGCUGAAUGUGAAGGGCGGGGUUUUGCCAGGGUCUAAGGACGGUUUGGAAGGGUUUUUGGGGUUUGGGGGGAGUGAUGAGGAGGAUGAGUGGGGUGGGAUGGAAGGAGGUUUAGGGGAUUCGGAAGAUGAGGAGGAGGAUGAGGAAGAGGAGGAUUUGGAAGGGUUUAGUGAGGAAGAUUAUAGUGAGGAUGGGAUGGUGGAUGGAGAGGAGGAGAGCGAGGAAGGAGAGGAAGCGGAAGCAGGGGAGGAGGGAGAGGAGGGAGAGGAGGGAGAGGAAGGGGAGGAAGAAGAGGAGGCAGAGGAGGGGGAGGAGGGAGAGUUGGAAGAGGAGGAAGAGGGAUCACUGGGUUCUUUUGAGGGUGAUGGGGAAUGGUCAGAUGAUGAUAGUGAGGAGGGAGAGGAGGGGGAGGAGGGGGAUGAAGAAGAGGAGGAAGAGGAAGGGGAGGAGUGGGAGGACGAUGAGGAAGAGGUGGGUGGAGUGGCAACAGCGGAAGGAGCAAAGCCCAUGAGUGCGCUGGCGAUUAAAGAAGUAGGAGAAGGGGGAAAGUAUGUGCCGCCUCAUUUGAGACGAGCGGCGGCAGGAGGAGCAGGGGACGAGGAUGAUGCUGCUGAGCGGCAGCGGGUGAUCCGACGGCUGAAAGGUGAGCGUGGCAUGAUCCGAAGGCUGGGAGGAGGUGUCAGAAGGAAGUACAGCAGACUAGCAGGAGGAGGAAAGGAGGAGGAAAGGAGGAGGAAAGGAGGAGGAAAGGAGGAGGAACGGAGGAGGAACGGAGGAGGAACGGAGGAGGAAAGGAGGAGGAACGGAGGAGGAAAGGAGGAGGAACGGAGGAGGAACGGAGGAGGAACGGAGGAGGAACGGAGGAGGAAAGGAGGAGGACGAUAUUGA